Messenger RNA from Heterostelium album PN500, 669 nucleotides. RefSeq names its product urate oxidase (gene uox). Gene Ontology annotation, molecular function: urate oxidase activity. Gene Ontology annotation, biological process: purine nucleobase catabolic process; urate catabolic process. NCBI's taxonomy places the organism in Eukaryota, Evosea, Eumycetozoa, Acytosteliales, Acytosteliaceae. Bases 1 to 669 code for a protein of 222 amino acids. Gene Ontology annotation, cellular component: peroxisome. The transcript is spliced from 3 exons. The record is from RefSeq and is a predicted model, not a curated record.
AUGGCAACAUUAAUUGACAAUAGAUAUGGUAAAGCAAAGGUUAGAGUAUUAAAAGUAAAUAAGAAUAAGGACUAUCACACGGUAUUCGAUUUGGAUUGCUGUGUUUUGUUGCAAGGACAAUUCGAGGAGACCUACUUGACUGGAAACAACGAGCGUGUCGUUGCCACCGAUUCCAUCAAGAACACCGUCUACCUGCUCGCGCAAAAGGAGAACUUCAAAUCGGCCGAAGACUUUGGCAUCAUCUUGGACCUGCUCAUUAUGAAGACAACCGGCAGUGGAUUCGAGAACUUCUACCGCGAUCAAUACACCACCCUACCAGAGACCAAAGACCGUGUAUUCGCUACCAUGGUAACAGCGGAGUGGACCUUUAACACCACCGACAAUGUCAACUACCCACACAUCUACCAGGAGUUCAAAAACUCGGUAUUCGACAUCUUCUCAUUGCAAUACUCAAAGUCUGUACAAGAGACACUCUAUCUCAUUGGAAAGACUGCAAUUGAAAGAUGUAAAGAAAUUGAUGAAAUCAACUUAUCACUACCAAACAAACAUGCAUUUGGCUUUGAUUUCGCUAAACUCAAGACAAAGAAUGAGAACAAUACAUUCCAACCAGUUGAAGAGCCAUCCGGUCUAAUUGAAGGUACAGUCAAGAGAUUGAAUGCUAAAUUCUAA